AUGAAUAGAACCUGGUCUAUGCGAAAGAGCAAAAAACUAAAAAAAGAUGAUAUAGGAGUUCCUUCUAAUUUUCAGCAUAGAAUUCAUGCCGGUUAUGAUUCAAGGACUGGAACGUACACUGGUCUACCCAAACAAUGGCAAGCAUUGCUCGGCCCACCAAGGAGCAUAUCUCGUCCAAAACCAUUAGUUGACCCCUCUUGUAUUACUCCUACCGAUAUGGCAGAACUGAAAACAGUUAUCCGCGGAUAUGGAGAUGGUUCCAGAAUGAACACACCUGUUCCAUCUGUAUCCAGCAGCAAUACAUUACGGAAUUCCAAUCACAGGGGAAAUGGACAUGUGAACGAUUUGUCAUUCGGGUCUAGACCUCCUUCGGUUCAACAAUCAUGUGUUGUAAAUAAAGCUUAUCAGAGCAGCACACUAGGUCGAGCAUCUGUUAGAGGUUAUCCUUUUAAUGAUCCCGGUUACUUGCCGUUGCCGAUGAAAACAAUAAAUGAUAAUAGCCCGAAACAGAUUAUUACGACAUUCGGAGUGGAAUCUAAUUCAAACCACAUAGAAAAGUAUUCAGUACAACCUUCUUACAAUCCAGACACAUUGCAAAAACAACAAAUAGGAUCCAGACAAGCUGCUGAGUCACAACAUGUAUCACCUGCAAAAGCAGGGGGCAUCAGUUAUGAAGAAUUCCGAGAUGCAUUACGGAAAGUUGUUUCGCCAUCUGAUCCACGUCCUGAUUUAACUGAUUUCAAACAAGUCGGCGAAGGAUCUACAGGAAAUGUAUCUGCUGCUUACAAGAUCUCGACUCGUCAAAUUGUCGCUGUUAAGCGAAUGAAUUUGAGAAAACAACAACGUAGAGAACUUUUGUUCAAUGAGGUUUCUAUUAUGCGUGAUUACCAGCAUCCUAAUAUAGUUCGCAUGUAUUCAUCCCAUUUAGUAGAUGAUGAACUUUGGGUAGUUAUGGAGUUUAUGGAAGGAGGCUCGUUAACUGAUAUAAUAACACAGACUAGGAUAUCCGAGGCUCAAAUUGCUACUAUUGCACUCCAAGUGCUUGAGGCUUUGGACUAUCUCCAUUCGAGACAUGUCAUUCACAGAGACAUUAAAAGUGAUUCAAUAUUAUUGAAACGUGACGGAAUAGUGAAAAUUUCUGAUUUUGGCUUUUGUGGUCAACUCUCCAAAGAGUUACCAAAACGUAGAUCGCUCGUAGGCACCCCCUAUUGGACAGCAGCUGAAGUGAUCGCACGACAACCUUACGACACAUCUGCUGAUGUUUGGUCUUUCGGAAUAAUGUUGAUUGAAAUGGUUGAGGGUGAACCUCCAUAUUUCAACGAGCAACCUUUCCAGGCAAUGAAGAUUAUCCGAGAUCAGCCACCGCCAAAGUUCAGUCGUAAUGCAAAUGUUUCCCCAGAAUUGGAUCAUUUACUAUCACGUUGUCUGGUGAAAGAAGGAACUCAAAGAGCUACAGCUGGUGAGCUGAUAAAGCAUCCAUUCUUCAGGAAAGCUCAACACUACUCAACUAUUGCUCCUUUAAUUCAUACUCUUUAA
This is a messenger RNA of Auanema sp. JU1783, 1536 nucleotides long. NCBI's taxonomy places the organism in Eukaryota, Metazoa, Nematoda, Chromadorea, Rhabditida, Rhabditidae. The record is from the annotation of a GenBank genome assembly.